GCUGCCGGUGAGAUCCCGCCUCGGGCGGGGAGUGGCCCCGGACGGGGCGGGCCGGGGCCGGGGCAGGGCGGAGCGUGUGCGGGGCCUCGAGCGGCGGCGGCAGAUGGCGGAGCCGUGGCGGGGAGCGGAGCCGCUGUGGCGGACGCCGCCGGGCCGCUUGGCCCCGCCGCACGUUUACCGUAUGGCGGGGGCGCUGGGCGCCGAGCUGCGCCGCCUCUCCGGCCGGUUCGGGCCUGAGGCCGUGGCCGGGCUGGUGCCGCCCGUCGUGCGGCUGCUGGAGCUGCUGGAGGCGCUGGUGGCCCCGGCGGGCGCCGAGGGGGAGGCGGCGGCACCGCCGGCCGGGCGGCAGGACGCGGAGGACCCGGAGCAGAGGCUGUGGGAGGCCGAGCGCCGGGAGCGAGCCCUGCACGGCCGCCUGGCCCGCCUGGAGGAGCAGAACCGGCAGCUCCUGGGGCAGCUUGCGGAGAACCAGUCCCAGGAAGAUAGCACUGCGCGGAAGGAGCGGGAGGUGAUGCUGCGGCUGAAGGAGGUGGUGGACAAGCAGAGGGAUGAGCUUCGUGCCCAGGCCCACGAGAUCGUCUGCAAGAGCCGAGACACAGAGGCGCUGCAGGAGCAACUGCAUCGCUUCAUGGCCAUGAACGAGGACCUGCGUCACAAGGUGGCCGUGGUGCAGGCUCAGCUCAAGAGCGCUCUGGAGAAGAAGUCGGACCUGGAAGCUGCGAUGCUGCAAACCCAGAAGGAAAUGAGCAGGAGGAGCAGGACUGCCCCUGAGAUCCAGUGGCCAAAGCCCAGCCCGGAAGGAGCACCGUCACCCGCCGAGGAGCCGCAGCACCAGGACGCGGGCAAGAGCCCUGCUCACUGCUGCUUCUCCAGGGAAGAGCUGCAGCAGAUCCUGCAAGAGCGGAAUGAGCUCAAGACCAACCUGUUCUUGGUGCAGGAGGAGCUGGCUUAUUACCAGCGGGAGCUGCUAAAUGAAGAGAGAGUUCCCAGCUUCUUCUUGGAUGCGAUGAAGUCAACUAUCAAAAGACAGAGAAAAAAAAUUAGAGCCAAAAUGCUGGGAACGGCAGAGGAGUCGGCGAGCAGAGAUCAAAGGUGUAAUGUCUGCACUGGAUGUCUUGUUCUGGCUUAGUCCUGGGAGCGCUGCAGGGGCUGGGCUCUUUCUGCUGCCACUCACGCGUUCUUGUCACCAGUCACACGUGGCCCGGCCAAACGCCGCUUAUCCCUGCGUGGAUGUGGCAAAAGGGAGGCGAGGUGGUGGCGCUGGGACCACUGGAUGAGGCAGGCUGGUCCCUGCACUGUGCGGUUGGAGGCUGUCCAGCAGAGAGCCUUUGAAGAUGACAGUAGAGAUGUUCUCUGGAGGCUCUGCAAGAUGUUCCUGGGCAGCGUUGGCUCCAACAGACUUCUCACGAUGGGGAGGGGUGGACCCUGCCGGGCACCAGCCCCAGCUCCGUGUGUCUGCCGGUGGGGGGGGGGGGUGAAGCCUGCGCUAAAGCUGCCGUAUGGCACGGGCGGAGCUGGUUAAUAAAGGUCUGAAGGGGGCUGAGCUCUUCUGUGCUACUGAAACCUGCUGCUUGCUUGCGUCGGGGUCUCUGCUGGCAGCGGGGGGCCUGGGGGUUUUGGAUCCUGCCUGCUCGCCUCCCUGCCUGGCGAGGAUAGCCGCUGCCGUACGAAUGCUGCCCUGCUGUCAUCUCUCGUGGGUCACCCUGCUCCCCUGCGAGGCCUUGGCUGUCACUCGCCUUGGUGCCCGGCUGUCUCCCACCUCGCCCCGAGCCGUGGCCAGCGGUUGCCGAUUGUCAGGCCGUUCCCCUGGAGAAGCGUGCGCUUGCUGUGCGGGGUGCGAUGCCGAAAGACUUUACUGCUGUGGCAACCGGGGACGCGCCAUCCGCUAACCGAGCGCCGGGGGUCUGAAGCCGGGUCUGAAGAGCUUUGUGGCUGGAGGUCACCAAGCCGGGGCUGGGCUUGCCAUGAAGCGCAGCUGCGUCUGGGGCACCAGCGUCGCUGCAGCUGGCUGUGGCUUUGUGGCAGGUCACAGCCCGACAGCGAUUUGUGGGGACAGCAGCCACCUCCGCGCGUGCCGCUCUGCGGGGGACGCUGCUUGGAUCGGGAGGGAGCCCCGGGGUGGCUCUGGCACUCGCUCACGGUGAGCCUGUGACUCAGCACGGGUUUUUCCCUGCUCCUUUG
This is a messenger RNA of Grus americana (Whooping crane), 2181 nucleotides long. RefSeq names its product Rab interacting lysosomal protein (gene RILP). The record is from RefSeq and is a predicted model, not a curated record. Lineage: Eukaryota; Metazoa; Chordata; Aves; Gruiformes; Gruidae. Gene Ontology annotation, biological process: cilium assembly. The transcript is spliced from 7 exons. Gene Ontology annotation, molecular function: protein dimerization activity. The coding region runs from base 104 to 1129 and encodes 341 amino acids. Gene Ontology annotation, cellular component: ciliary basal body; cytoplasm.